AUGUCCGUCAAAUCAGCCAUCAAAAAGGCAGCGGGCACGCUCAACCCGACAAAGCCGUCGUCCAUUGACAUGCCCAAGAGCGCCAACGGCGGUAGCAGAGUCCAACAAGGCGGAAAGACGCCUCUGAAGACCCCUCAGGAUGAGGCUUUCGCUUUCUUCUCAGGCGAAGGCGAUGGAGAGAAGGUGCAGGUUUGGGAGCUGUGGUUGGAAGAGGACGGAGGACCAGGAGAGGGGAAAGAUUACAUCCGCCUGCCACCACCAAUCAAGCCUUACAUCCUGAGGAUCUCCAUCCAGCCCGGAACGGCAUGCUCACUCAAUGGCGUUCUUAAGUCCGACUUUCCGAUGGACGGGGGCAUCUUUGUCCGGGACGACUGGAAGGAGAAGAAGCUCCCCACCGACAUCAGCAAGCCUAUCCACGUUGACCUGCCGAUCUCAAACCCUGGAGCUUUCUGCUACUACAUCGAGCACGACGACGCCUCUGCCAAGUCUGGUCGUGUUGUCGGCCGAAAAGGCUACUUCAACGUAGACCCCGUCAUCCGCCUUCCCGCUCGAACCCCCUUCUUCCCCGCCAACGCCUCUUCUCCCGUCGAGCCCUUGAACGACCUCUCCUCCGGCGCCGUCCUCCCCAAGACCAACUCCCUUACCCUUGAUUCUCUCAUCAUCCUCUCAGUCUUUGGCAAGUGGAUGGGUAAGACCGACGAAUGGGAAGCCCAAUUUGCCGAGGCAAGCCGGAGGGGAUACAACAUGCUCCAUUGGGCGCCGCUCCAGCAGCGAGGGUCCAGUGGAUCACCAUACAGUAUUCGCGAUCAGCUCAAGUAUGACCCUACUCUGCUGCUCAAGGCCGAUGCCGCGGACAAUGGGCUGGGUGAGAUCGAGGCGGUCUUGGAGGUUGCGAGGGAGAAGUACGGGCUGGGUGGAGUGACAGAUGUGGUGCUUAACCACACUGCAUUUGACUCGCCUUGGCUCCAGGAGCACCCCGAAGCUGGUUACUCCCCGGCAAACACGCCUCAUCUCAUGCCCGCGGUCGAGCUCGAGAAUGCUCUGAUCGACUUGUCGUCCAAACUCGCCUCACUCGGUCUUCCUACCGUCCUCAAGUCGCACGCCGACUUGGAACAGCUCAUUCCUCACAUCGACUCGGCGAUCAACAACGUCCGGCUCUGGGAAUACUACGUCUUUGACGUCCAGGCGUCCGUCAAGGCGGUCGCUGGUGCGCUAGAGGCGGGAUCAGCCAAGGAAUGGUCGGGACCUUCGGUCGCCGGCAAGAGCGUCGAUGAGCUCGCCCAGUUGCUCAAGUCCGAGAACUUGCUCGUCAAUUACCGCGCCUACUCUGCUCGGUUCUGCAGCUCGGUCGACCCUAAGCUCGCCGCUGGUCUCAUCAAGGCCAACUCGCCGAAUGAGUCGACCGAGGCGCUGGCGAGCAAAUGGGGCAAGGUGCUCGAUGUCCUCAACGUGGACUUGUACCGGGAGUGCAACGAGGAUGUGGCGGCUGCCAAGGAUGGGAUCCUUGGUCGGAUCAAGUACACCCGGAUCGAGGCGGAUGGGCCAAAGAUGGGCGAGAUCACCAAGGAGAAACCUCUCGUGGAGCUCUACUUCACUCGUCUUCCCAAGAACGAGAAGACGUCCAAGCACGCUGGAGACGCCCUCUUCCUCGCCAACAAUGGGUGGAUGUGGGCUGCCGACCCGCUCUCCAACUUCGCCGAGUACCCCUCCAAGGCCUACCUCCGCCGCGAAGUCAUCGUCUGGGACGACUGCGUCAAGCUGCGGUACGGCUCCGGACCCGAGGCCAGCCCUUACCUCUGGAAGCGGAUGAUCGACUAUGCCGAGCAGCUCGCCGGGACAUUCGACGGUUUCAGGCUGGACAACUGCCACUCUACGCCAAUGCACGUCGGUAAGGCGAUCAUUGAUGCUGGACGCAGGGUCAACCCGGAUCUCUAUGUCAUGGCGGAGCUCUUUACGGGAAGUGAGGGGAUGGACCUGAAGUUUGUACGGGAACUGGGUAUCAACAGUUUGGUUAGGGAGGCGUACAACGGACAUGAUGUCAAGGACUUCGCCAGGCUGCUCUACCGCUUCGGUGUCGGAAAGCCCGUUGGUUCGAUGGAUUCUGCCUGUCUCUCAUCGGCAGAGGAGAUCCCUGGCCCAUACGGCGGCGCGCCCCGCCAGGCCAACGUCACACCCCUGUCCGGCUCGGUCCCCCACGCGGUCUUCUACGACGUCACACACGACAACGAGACUCCUCUGUCCAAGCGGACCGCCGAGGACGCUCUGUCCACUGGGGCCCUUGUCACGUUCACCAAGGCGGCUCUUGGCUCCAACAAGGGCUUUGACGAUCUUUACCCGAAGCUGCUCAAUCUCGUUACCGACAACAGACCGUAUGAGGUUCAGGGGUCGGUCGGGAAGGAGGGCGAUAAGGGAAUUGGGAAGGUCAAGCGGGUGCUGAACCACCUGCAUACCGAGAUGAUGGAGGGCGGUUUCACCGAGGGACAUGUGCACGAGGAGGGAGAGUACAUCAUGAUCCACCGAGUCCACCCCGUCACCCACAAGGGGUACAUGCUGGUCGCUCACACCGCCUUCAAGGGCAUGCAGGGCCGAGGUUGGGUCAAGCCCAUCAAGCUCUCCCGCACUUCCAUCAAGUACAUUCUCGGCACUGGUGUCAGCACCCGCCUCGACGAAUGGAAGGACGACCCCAACAUGCACAAGGGUAUCCCGUCGACACUCACCGAGAUCCCGGCGCCAGAGGUGCGGAAGGGCGAGGACGCGGAUGGGAUGUACAACGAGGUCGUCGUCCCGGAUGUCUUUGGCCCAGGCAGCAUCAUGCUCUUUGAGACGGACAUGGAGAACAUCUCGCCAGACUUGGACGAGAUCUGCACUUCCGACGCGGAUGCCGCGUUCGGAGAGCUGGACUUGGUUGACCUGAACGUCAUCCUCCACCGAGCAGACGGAGAAGAGAAGGACGCUACUGGGGGCCGAGAUGGUGUGUACAGCAUCUCGAACUAUGGUAGUCUUGUCUACUGCGGUCUCGAGGGCUGGAUGCACCCGCUCCGCCAGAUCAUGCGGACCAACGAUCUCGGCCACGCCCUUUGCGCUCACCUCCGCGAAGGUCCCUGGGCACUUGACUAUGUUCUGGAACGCCUGCAAAAGCAAAUCCCGGAUCUGCCCAGACUUUCCAAACCGCACGCCUGGCUCCAACACCGCUUCUCCCUCAUCCGCUCCACUUGUCCCGCCUUCAUGCGCCCCAAGUACUUUGCGCUCAUCAUCUAUACGGCGUACAAGGCUGCCCGGCGCGCGGUCGUCGAGCAGUGCUCGGACUUUGUCUCGUCUGGCCAUUCGCUGGUGCAUGACCUGGCGCUCUGCUCGGUGCAGAUGUACGGCCUGGUUAAGUCGGCGAGUAUCUCGCCGUCAAAGCCUGUUCCGUCGCUUGCUGCGGGUUUGCCGCACUUUACUGCUGGCUGGGCGAGAUGCUGGGGUCGGGAUGUCUUCAUCUCCCUCCGAGGGCUCUUCCUUACCACGGGCAAUUUCAAGGGCGCUCGCGAACAUAUCCUGGCGUUCGGCUCGACGCUCAAGCAUGGUCUCAUUCCGAACUUGCUAGACUCAACUAAGACUCCACGAUACAACUGCCGCGACGGCCCUUGGUGGUUCAUUCAGAACAUCCAAGACUACACCAAGAUGUGCCCGAACGGCCUCUCCAUCCUCGAUGAUAAGGUCAAGCGCCGAUUCCCGGCCGACGAUACUUGGGUGGAAUGGGACCAUGCUCGGGCUUUCGAGUACGAGAGCAGUGUGAUGGAGCUGGUCCAGGAGAUUCUGCAGCGACAUGCCGAGGGUAUCGAGUUCAGGGAGUACAACGCUGGACCCAACCUCGACAUGGACAUGAAGGACGAGGGGUUCAACCAGAAGAUCUGGGUCGACUGGAGCACCGGUCUCAUCCACGGUGGAAACAGGUACAACUGCGGUACCUGGAUGGACAAGAUGGGCUCUUCCGACAAGGCAGGGAACAAGGGUCUUCCGGCCACUCCCAGAGAUGGAUCCCCCAUCGAGAUCACCGGUCUCCUCAAGAGCACCUUGACCUGGCUGGACGGACUUCGCAAGAAGGGCGUCUGGAAGUCAGAAGGUGUCCAAGCCACCGUGGACGGCAAGAAGCGUCUCGUUACCUACAAGGAAUGGGCGGAGCUCAUUCAGGCCUCUUUCGAAAAGUGCUACUAUGUCCCGUCGGACCCGAGCCAGGACAAGGACUUCAACAUCAACUCUGGUAUGGUCAACCGAAGGGGCAUCUACAAGGAUGUUUACGGUACACCCAAGGACAGGGAGUGGAGCGACUACCAGCUGAGGUGCAACUUCACCUUGCCGAUGGUUGUCGCCCCGGAACUGUUCACCCCUUCGCGAGCGAUCGACGCCUUGCGUGUCGCCGAUGCCACGCUCCGCGGUCCGCUCGGUAUGAAGACGCUCGACCCGAGCGACUCUCAGUACCGCCCCGACUACGACAAUUCCAACGAUGGAACCGAUCAGAGUAUCGCCAAGGGCUGGAACUAUCACCAAGGCCCAGAAUGGGGAUUCCCGCUCGGCUGGUUCUUGACCGCCUAUCUCAACUUUGACCGUCUCGCCGGUGAUGGCAAGGAAGACCCCAAGCGGACAUACCACUUCAUCUGCCAGGCGUUGCUCAAGGUGUCGAAGCAUAUCGAUAAUGACCCAUGGAGGGGAAUUCCGGAGCUGACCAAUGCUGGUGGUCGAUACUGCUAUGACUCGUGCAACACCCAGGCGUGGAGCGCUAGUACUAUCCUCGACGUGCUCGAGGAGAUGUACAAGAUUGAGAAGAAGUAG
Molecule: messenger RNA, 4812 nt
Organism: Dioszegia hungarica
Lineage: Eukaryota; Fungi; Basidiomycota; Tremellomycetes; Tremellales; Bulleribasidiaceae
Exons: 19
Coding region: 1-4812 (1603 amino acids)
Biological process (GO): glycogen catabolic process
Molecular function (GO): amylo-alpha-1,6-glucosidase activity; 4-alpha-glucanotransferase activity
Source: RefSeq, a predicted model, not a curated record